UUAGAUAAAUAUAUCCAUCAUUACUGGAAAAUUAUCUAUAAAUAGGAUACUUUCAGAAUGAUUCAGAAGGAUCGCUCAUAUGCAUUCUAUUGUAAUAAUAAAAUGCCAUUUAAACGCGUUUCAGAGGAAAAAAAACGCAUUCCAAUGCAUUUUUAGAAACACGUUUUAGUCGGUACAUAUCGGUUUCUCCCAAUAAAAGGAUGCGUUUCAAUGCGUUUUAAAAACUGCGUUUAAGGUCUAGCGAAAACAUGUGGACUAGAAAAAAAACGCGUUGAAACGCAUUUUUAUACCAAAUUUUUUUUCAUGGGAGAUCCAAGUUUCUGUUAAACAUACGACUAAUUGUCGUUCGACCAACUGACGCUCUCCCGACUAAAGGGGUCAUACUCUGAAAGUAAUAGUCAAUUCUGAAUUCAUUAUUAUAGAAUCAUCGGUAAGAUUCCCUGAGAAAUGUGUAGACUUUCCUACUAAUAAAAUACAAAUAAUUGUUAAAAAGUAUCUUACAUCAUCGAAUCGACUUAAGGGUUCAUAAUAAAAGUUUUCAUAAAAUUUUGAAUUCCUAAUAUUUUAUUUAUAGUUUCCCUUCUGAGAAGAGGAUUUUACAUUCGGCAAAUUUUUUAUAGCCAUAGAUACUUUUUAUAUCAUUCAAUUAGCAUAAAUUAUAAUAGAGUCGAACUGAUCUUGGCAAAAGUGUAGUCUUCUCUGAUUUAGUGAACAACUUUUACUGGGAUAAUUUGUUUUUCAUAUAGUAUGUGUCUUUACUGAGAAACAUAAAUUUUAUAGCUAAGACUUUUUUUCUUUUAUCUUUAUCAAGAUGAUGAACAAGGUGGAGAUCAAUGGGGAAAUUUUACUGGUCUUGAAAGAAAAAAAAUUCGUUGUGCAUUUAUUCGAAAGGUUUAUUUAAUUCUCUUAAUUCAAUUAUCGAUUACAUUUGGUCUUAUUGCAAUAUGUCAUUUUAUACCAUCGAUUCAUAAAUAUGUACGAAGUUCGGAUGGUAAAUGGCUUUAUUUUGUAUCAUACUUUGUUUUUUUUGUUACUUAUUUUACAUUGGUUUGGUCAAAGAGUGCAGCACGAAAAUUUCCAUGUAAUCUUAUUUUACUCGCUAUUGUGACAUUAUCAAUGGGUUAUAUGUUGGGUAUGAUUUCAGCAUAUUAUAAAAUUGAAUCAGUCUUAAUUGCUGUUGGUAUAACAGGAUUUGUUUGUUUGGGUAUUACAUUAUUUUCAUUUCAAACAAAAUAUGAUUUUACAUUAUGUUUUGGAGUUUUAUUUAUUAUCACAUUGGUAAUUUUAGCUUUGACAUUUAUUUGUAUAUUUACUUUUUCAAGAAUAAUGUUUACAAUUUAUGCUGGAUUAGGAGCUAUAGCUUUUUCUAUUUUCUUAGCUGUUGAUACACAAUUAAUUAUGGGUGGAAAACGACAUGAAAUAAGUGCUGAAGAUCAUGUUUUUGCAUCACUUAUGCUUUAUAUUGAUAUUGCUCAAAUAUUUAUAUUGAUUCUUUCAUUGUUCGGCAUUCGGAAAUGA
Molecule: messenger RNA, 1518 nt
Organism: Rotaria sordida
Lineage: Eukaryota; Metazoa; Rotifera; Eurotatoria; Philodinida; Philodinidae
Source: the annotation of a GenBank genome assembly